AUGCUCAUUCCGCCAUCCCUAAUCUCAUUCCGCCCUUCAUACUCUCAUUCCGCCCUUCCGGCUGUCAUUCCGCCCUUCCUACUCUCGUUCCGCCCUACCUACUCUCAUUCCGCCUUUCUUCAUCUCAUUCUGCCAUUCUUCCCCUCAUUCCGCCGUUCAUACUCUCGUUCCGCCCUACUUACUGUCAUUCCGCCCUUCUUCCUCUCAUUCCAAUAUCGUAGUCCCAUUCCGCCUUUCUUCCACUCAUUCCGCCCUUCUUCCUCCCAUUCCACCCUUCUUCCUCCCAGUCCGCCCUUCUUCCUUUCAUUCCGCCCUUCUUCCACCCAUUCCGCCCUUCUUCCUCUCAUUCCGCCAUUCUUCCUCUCAUUUCGCCCUUCUUCCUCUCGUUCCGCCCUCCUUCCUCUCGUUCGCCCUUCAUGCCGCGGAUCUGCCCUAAGCAGCCGCGCGUCGCUCUCCUGUCGUCGCACGCGCCCUACCCCGCUCCGCCACGCGCCCUUCGCCGCCACUUCGCGGGCACGCGCCCUGCCCGCAGCCGUUGCGCGCGCGCGCGCGCCUUGCCCCGCCUCGUCGCAAGCGCGUGCCCUGGCUGUCGCCGUCGCGUGCGCGUGCCCUGCCCGUCGGCGUCGCGCUCGUACGCCCUCCCCACCGCCAUCGCUCUCCCUCGCCACCUUCGCCUUCUCCACCCACCCUAACCGCCUUUUCACCCUCUUCCUCCUCUCUUCUCUCCUCCCUCCCCUUCUUACCUCUCCUCCCUUCCUCCACCUCCUUUCCUUCCGCAUCUACUGCAGCUGGCUGCUGGUUGCUGGUUGCCACGAGGUGAACGUGCUCCUACCUCCUCCCCUCAAUCCGCCCCUUCACCCUCCUCCUCUCUGCUCUCCUCCCUCCCCUUCUCUCUCCUCCCUUCCUCCACCUCCUUUCCUUCCGCAUCUGCUACCGCAAGCUGCUGGUUGCUGGUUGCCACUAGAUGGGGCCUAUUCCCGCUCUUACCUCUCUUCCUCUGCGCUUCCGCCCCCACCCUUCUCCCGCCCUACCUCCUCUCCUUCCCUACUCUCCGCUCCUUUCGCUGCCCUUCCUCCCCUUGCACCUCUCCUACUUGUCGCUGGACCUCCCCUCUUCUCCACCCCUCUGCUAGGAUUCCACUGUCCCAUAAGCGUCGCCGCUCUUCUGCCGCUGUAA
Messenger RNA from Closterium sp. Naga37s-1, 1176 nucleotides. The record is from the annotation of a GenBank genome assembly. Lineage: Eukaryota; Viridiplantae; Streptophyta; Zygnematophyceae; Desmidiales; Closteriaceae.